AUGCUGAGAGAUUUUCCAAAGAAAAGAAAGAUCUUUAACAUAGCAGAGAUGAAGGAGAUAGAGGAGACACAUGCGAAAGGAGAUGAGCCCUGUUCUGAGUCAAAUGCCUCUCCUUCAGUACAUCCUCAACCAUACAGUCCACGUGUCAUUCUUCAACCUAUUUCCGAAAGUGACCACACACCGUCCAACUAUCUAAAGAAUGGAUCUGUGCAAGAAAACAUAGGAGGCUUUAGGAAUUCCAGUGCCAGGGCUUUAUAUGAAAGGCUUUUUAGCUCAACAUCCAUCCAGAGAAAGAAAAAGUUGGAAACUGCAGUCUUUCCUUCUGAAAAGUCUGAAGAGGAGCUUCUGGAAUUUAGAUACGAGUUUCUGUCCUCAUCGCAAAAGAUUGAACUCAGCAGGUUCUGUUGGAAUGCAUUUAGAAAAAGAUCUACCAAUACUCUUUUUGCUUGGAUGAACUGUUUCUGGAAGAAAAGUAGUAUAGGACGCUGUAGGCUGAUCAACCCUAUGGUCUUCGAUGUUAUCGAGUCACUAAAGAGAAGGGCAGUAUGCACCAAAUUCAUCUUCCGUUACGAGCCAGACAAGUCAGAAGCAUCAAGAAUAGCAAACAUGGUGCACGAAGAUAAAUGUGUAGACAUCGAAGGCACAAAUGUUUUGGUAUUGGCCAAUGCCCUCAAGAAUUACAUAAGAGAGCACCUGGACGGCCUAAUUCCCAUAGAAGUUUUUGAGAAGAUUAAGUCUUGUAUCAUCUCAAAUGAUAGGCAUAGAAAAGAAGCGCUAUUUUCCUACAUGCCGUUUAUAUUUACUGAUGCAGAAAGACGUCUACUUGUCUCACUUUUUGAGUUGCUAAGGAUAAUUGAUGAAAACUCAGAUGUGACAGAAAUGACCAUUGACUCACUUCUAGGAUUAUUUAGUCUAGUGCUGCAUCCCCAAGCUGCAUUUACAACGCUCCAUGACCUAGAUCAUGCCAAGACCAUCACAAGGGAGAUGUAUAGAUUGGACUUUGGGGCUAUACCACAGGGCGUUGUUGUUCACGAGCUUGUUUUUGUGUAA
This is a messenger RNA of Encephalitozoon romaleae SJ-2008, 1050 nucleotides long. RefSeq names its product RhoGAP domain-containing protein. Gene Ontology annotation, biological process: signal transduction. The transcript has a single exon. The record is from RefSeq and is a predicted model, not a curated record. NCBI's taxonomy places the organism in Eukaryota, Fungi, Microsporidia, Unikaryonidae. Bases 1 to 1050 code for a protein of 349 amino acids.